UUCUUAUUGUAUUUUAAUGCAUACAUGAGUCUUAAUGUAUAUAUGCAUAUGUAAAAUAUAAACCAAUUUUUACUCGUUCUGUUGUAUGAUUUUUUCGCUAGAAUGGCUGCAGGACCUAUUGCCGAAAGGAAUCAGGAUGCAACUAUAUAUGUCGGCGGUCUUGACGACAAAGUGUCUGAGACUUUACUUUGGGAAUUGUUUGUUCAAGCUGGACCGUUUACUUCUUUUAUUCCUAAAAAUAAAACUUCUGAUUUCAAUGCUUUCAAAAACUUCAUCACACAAAUGAACGUGCAUAUGCCCAAGGAUCGAGUAACACAAAUGCACCAGGGUUAUGGUUUUGUAGAAUUUCUUAGUGAGGAUGAUGCAGACUAUGCUAUUAAAAUUAUGAAUAUGAUCAAACUCUAUGGAAAACCAAUACGGGUGAAUAAAGCCUCAGCUCACCAAAAAAAUCUGGACGUAGGUGCAAAUAUUUUUAUUGGCAAUUUGGAUCCCGAAGUGGACGAAAAAUUACUGUACGAUACUUUUUCGGCUUUUGGAGUUAUUCUGCAAACUCCAAAAAUAAUGCGUGAUCCAGAAACUGGCAAUUCCAAGGGAUUUGCUUUCAUAAAUUUUUCCAGCUUUGAAGCUUCCGAUGCUGCUAUGGACGCUAUGAAUGGACAAUAUCUCUGUAAUCGACCUAUUUCGGUUUCGUACGCCUUUAAGAAAGAUUCUAAAGGAGAGAGACAUGGAUCUGCGGCCGAACGAUUAUUAGCAGCCCAAAACCCUUCAUCACAUGCUGAUCGUCCUCAUCAGCUAUUUGCAGAUUCCCCAGUACCGAAUAUGGUGGCAGUAAUUCCCGGACAAAUUAUUCCACCACCGCCACUAAUGGCUCCUCCACCUCCGCCUGUGUCUUCAAAUAACAUGUUACCGCCACCUCCGCCGGUUCCCCCUCCACAAGUGACAGGAUUUCCAGCUGCUAUACCUCCUCCUCCGCUUCCACCCCUUUCUACCGGCCAACCACCUUUGCCUCCACCCGUUGGUAUUCCACCGCCACCUCGCAUGGCAGGUUAUACUACAUCACCUCAUCCACCAUUUCCUAAUGGCAUUCCAUCAGUACCAUCCCGUGUUCCUCAGCAUAACUGGAGACCACAAGGAUUUCCAACACCUCCGCCAGUUGGAUACCAAUACUGAUGGCAGAAUUAGCUGCAAAUAUAAUAUUUCGUAAUUUGUUUAAAUGUAUUUAAAUCCGUUAUAAGAAAUAAAACUAAUUUGAAGAUAAAAAAAAUUGCAAUAUA
Molecule: messenger RNA, 1274 nt
Organism: Anastrepha ludens (Mexican fruit fly)
Lineage: Eukaryota; Metazoa; Arthropoda; Insecta; Diptera; Tephritidae
Gene: Spx
Product: splicing factor 3B subunit 4
Exons: 4
Coding region: 103-1170 (355 amino acids)
Biological process (GO): positive regulation of mRNA splicing, via spliceosome
Cellular component (GO): nucleolus; U12-type spliceosomal complex
Molecular function (GO): RNA binding
Source: RefSeq, a predicted model, not a curated record